AUGCGUUCUAGCACGAUGCGUGCAGGUGCAAGUCUCGUCGCUACGUUUGUGGUGCAGGGCGUGGCUGGGUUGAGCUGUUGCAACCAUACCAUCUCUCGGGAUGUUAUUGUCGUCGGUGGUGGUGCUGCUGGCUCUCACGCUGCUGUUUGGUUGAGAGACCAUGGACAGAGUGUCGUCGUUGUAGAAAAGGCUAGUCAACUUGGUGGCCAUACGGCAUUCUACUACGACUCGGCUUCGAAUAAGUCCAUCAACGUCGGUGUCCAGGCAUGGAUGGAGUACAAAGACACCUUUGACUUCCCGAAGCGCAUGAAUGUCUCAACCAGUGGGUCGAUGCAGUUUACCACACUUGAUUACAAGUACGUCGACUUCAAGACGGGCUCGCCGGUGACAGGCUGGAAUGCGCCUUCUUCAGACGCCAUGUAUCCCGCGCUUCAGAGGUACCUCGACGUUCUUGAGAAAUACGAGGACAUCAUUCUCCCAGGCUUCGAGAACUUCCCUGAUGCGGACGCCAUUCCGGAGGACCUGGUCAUGCCCUUCCGCCAGUUCGUCGAAAAGUACGACAUCGCCGCCGCCGUACCCCAGAUCUGGGACUCCACGGCACAGGGCCUUGGUGAUACCAUGGACGUGCCGGCCUUGUUCGUGAUGCAGGCUUCCGGCGUCCCCAUGGUGCGAGCUUUACUGGGAACCGCCGCUGCCGCGGUCCCUGCCUCGGGACGCCUCUACGAAUUGUACGAGAGCGUGGCCAAGUUCCUCGGCGAUGAUGUUAUCUACUCCAGCACUGUCGUCUCUACGGCUCAACGCACUGACGAGGGUGUCUCCGUGAAGGUUGCCGGCGCUGAUGGCACCUUGACUUGCAUCGACGCAAAGCGCCUGCUCAUCGCUUUCGAGCCGACCCCCGAAAGUCUCGCUCCUUUCCGUCCAGACGAGACCGAGAAAGAAGUAUUUGACAAGAUCGAGUUCACCACCGUCUACGCUGGCAUCCUACGUCACCCGUCGUUGCAAAUCAGCACCGCCUACUCCAACAGGUCGCCCGCUCCCGGUUCGACCAACUACACCGUCUUCCCUACCCCCUCUCAGGUGGGUCGCAUCGACUACAUUGGCGGUACCAAAGACUUGUUCCAGUUCACGGCUGUCGGCACGGAUGAGGAUACCUCAGAGAGCAUGAAGGCCGUCAUUGCUGAGUCCAUUGGCAACUUAAUUGAGGCCGGAACAGUCCCUGCUUCAAACGGCACAGUCAGCUUUGUUGCCUUUGCGAACCAUGGGAAGAUGCAUCCUCGCGUUACCGGCGGGGAUCUUCGUACAGGAUUCAUUCAGAAGCAGACAGCUCUUCAAGGCCGCCGCUCCACAUGGUACACGGGAGCAGCCUUCUCUGCAGGCUUCUCGACUGUGGUGUGGGAGUACAACAAUGUCAUCUUGCCCAAGUUGAUUGAGGGGCUGUGA
This is a messenger RNA of Colletotrichum abscissum, 1440 nucleotides long. Its product is annotated as FAD dependent oxidoreductase. Gene Ontology annotation, molecular function: oxidoreductase activity. The record is from RefSeq and is a predicted model, not a curated record. The coding region runs from base 1 to 1440 and encodes 479 amino acids. NCBI's taxonomy places the organism in Eukaryota, Fungi, Ascomycota, Sordariomycetes, Glomerellales, Glomerellaceae. The transcript is spliced from 2 exons.